AUGACUACCUCAGGGCUGCUGCUGCUGUUUGCCAACGCCAAACUGAAACAACAGAGCCAUCACUCCUCGGUGCGAGUGAAAUGGCUGAGCCAUUACUCCUCGGCGCAGCAGAUACUGCUGGUCGGAGAAGGGGACUUCUCCUUCUCGCUCGCGCUCGCCAAUGCCUUCGGCUCCGCCGAUAACCUCGUCGCCACCUCCCUCGACUCCUACGGUCUUCCCUUUCCCUCCUCCUCCCCCGUCUUGUUCUUGCUGGUUUCACACGUACACCCGAACGUUCUUGUGGUUUCUCGAAAGAUGAGGUUUCUCUCCCUGUGCAUCAUUGAUUUGAUGGAUGACCUGCUGCAAAAGUAUUCCAAAGCGAAAUCGAACCUGAAGAGCCUGCGGGAGAUGGGGGCGACCACGCUGCACGGAGUUGAUGCUACGACAAUGAAGUUACAUAGCGAGCUGACGAUGCGAAGAUUUGAUCGGAUCGUCUUCAACUUCCCACAUGCAGGAUUCAGAGGAAACGAGGGCCUGAUGCCGGUGAUCGAGUACGUGCCUUGA
This is a messenger RNA of Musa acuminata AAA Group (dessert banana), 543 nucleotides long. Its product is annotated as heavy metal-associated isoprenylated plant protein 41-like. Gene Ontology annotation, biological process: rRNA base methylation. The transcript has 2 exons. Gene Ontology annotation, molecular function: rRNA (uridine-N3-)-methyltransferase activity. The record is from RefSeq and is a predicted model, not a curated record. NCBI's taxonomy places the organism in Eukaryota, Viridiplantae, Streptophyta, Magnoliopsida, Zingiberales, Musaceae. The coding region runs from base 1 to 543 and encodes 180 amino acids. Gene Ontology annotation, cellular component: cytoplasm.